Symbiodinium sp. CCMP2456 is the source of this 492-nucleotide messenger RNA. NCBI's taxonomy places the organism in Eukaryota, Dinophyceae, Suessiales, Symbiodiniaceae. The record is from the annotation of a GenBank genome assembly.
AUGCCGGCCCAGCGACGUCACCACACGUUCGAAUCCGUGGAGGCGUGGCUGGAGACUUGGGGCCAUGACACCUAUGGCAAGGUUUGGCUGCCAAAGGAGGAGGUGGUGCUGGGGGAGGAAGCUGAGGUGCUGGAAGCUCUCCACAAUCGGCCAAGUGAGCUCCGCUUCUUUCAGCGAUCGGCAGUGAGAAGGCCCAUCGUGGAAAUCGCCGGCUUCAUCGCGCACAAGCUGUCCAGAAGCGGACUGGCGGCAACUGCCGCGGACGGGCUUGAGCACGUGCCCGAUGCUUUGAAAGUUGCCAAAUCCAGCCGAGAAAACAAGCAGACCUACAAGUUCCUUUUCGAGCGUCUCGUGCACGGCGCACAGCAGUUUGCCAAGCUCGACCUUGUGACUAUGUGCCAUCAACAUUAUGCUGACCUCCACGCGGGCGAAAACCUUGCCAUGAAGCAGUUGCUCCGUGUGCUGACCGGCUGGCAGACUGGGCUCAUGUGA